Molecule: messenger RNA, 6750 nt
Organism: Sphenostylis stenocarpa
Lineage: Eukaryota; Viridiplantae; Streptophyta; Magnoliopsida; Fabales; Fabaceae
Source: the annotation of a GenBank genome assembly
AUGGAGGGAGGUAGCGUCUUUAGACUUUCUUCUUCUGGUACUGUUCAUUACCAACUUUUCUUUGUGAUGGAUACAUCCAUGGAUUAUGAUGACAAUGAUUUUCAAAGCCAGAAUCUCCAUAUACCUGGUGAAGCGAGCACAAAAUUUCCUCCAGUUUUAAGGCCAUAUGCUCUCCCCAAGUUUGAUUUGGAUGAGAGCCUGCACGGGCAUUUAAGAUUUGAUAGUUUGGUUGAAACAGAAGUUUUCCUUGGUAUUGAAAGUAACGAAGAUAACCAGUGGAUUGACGCAUACCGCGGGAGUAGUGGCAUAGAGUUUGGUUCAACUGCAGCUGAAUCUUGCUCAAUUUCAAGGCAUAAUAAUGUUUGGUCUGAGGCCACUUCCUCGGAAUCUGUUGAAAUGCUAUUAAAAUCUGUUGGACAGGAGGAAUUUAUCCCUAAAGAAACUGAUAUACAGGAAUCUGAUGGCUGUGAUGAACUGGCUUGCUUAGCUAAGCAAAUGGAGCCUGAUCCAAAACCUGACGAUAGAAAUGAAUAUAAAGAUAAUGUUACUGAUUUACAGCCACCAGGUCUUGUCCAUGAAAACUUGGAUGGAUUAAAGGAUGAAGAAAGGGAACAGGUUCUGGCUGGAGUUUCCCUAGGUGAACUAUCCAUUGAGGGGAGUAUAAGUAAUCUGCAACCACAUGAUAUACUGGGAAAUGUGGACUUGACUGUGGCUAGGGGGAUUCUCUUUACUGAUGACAAAAGUGAUGAUGCAAAUCAAGGCAAGGUUGAGAUUGUGGCUGAUGGUCCUCUUGAAGAAAAAACUCAUGAGGACUCAGCUGCUUCUGGGGUGAAGAAUAGUGUUACUGUAACUUCUGUACAGAAUAUGUCUUCUACUUGUGAAGUAUUAAAUAUUCAAAAUGUGCAAAAUCAUGUAUUUGGCAUGGGUCAUGAGGAGCAACGAACUUUACUGAUACAAACAAGUGAGCAAGAUUUGGCUUCUUUUGCAAUUAACAAAGAUUCUGAUAUUGACAUUCGAACUUCGAAUUUAAAUGCUGUUGGGGGUGAAGAACAUGGUUCUAGUAAACCUCUUUGUUCAAAUCCUAUGGAAGAGGCAUUGGAAAGUGGUGAUGUUGUUGAAGGCCUGGAUACUUCUGGAAGUAGUUUAGGGGGCUCCUUGGGCAUGGUAUCUAGUGGUAUUUCAGAUGUGCAGAACACAGAAAGAUGCAAUGAAGAUGCAUGUUUCAGAAAUUUGUCUCAGGGAAAUGCAAAGGAAGAUACAAUUGUGGAUAAUCAAUCUCCAGUAAAUAGAAGUGAUUCACCUAUUAUUGCAAUUAAAGAUGAUUCCAGUUCUGAGGGGCAAAUAGUUGGGGUCAGCAAAUCUGAGUAUAGUACUUGUUCUAAUUUUCAGAAGGAUGAUGAUACUGUUGAGAAGACGUAUAAUGAAAGCAGUGAUUCUAAGGAAAAGGAGUUAUUGAACAUUGGACACCAGAUGGAUACAGAGGUUUUAUUUAGUACGUCAGAGGCAUCUAUUUUUGCUGUUGGGGAUGUGGACAAUAACACUUAUACUCUUAAUGAAAAUAAUACUGAUAGCAAAGUAGGAGGUUUUGCUAGUCUAGGUGCAUUGGAUUCUACAACAUCUUGUAUUUUGGGUGAGGCAACACAAGUAUGUAAAAACAAUGAGCCUGACAAGCAGGGUGACCAUGGAAACGUUUGUCAAGAUAUUUCUGCCAUUGACCUUGCGAAUAAAAAGGACGCUUCUGUUUCCAGUGUAAUGCAUUACAAUGUUGACCAAUCCCAUCUUGAUUCAGGAGUUAAUUCAUCAUCUUUUAGUACAGGUAACAUGGAAACUAAGUUGACAACUGCCACAGUGUCAGAUGAUGUUGAGCCUGUCAAUAAUUCAGAUGUUACACCUGCUAGCAGAGUUGUAUCUACACAUGAAGUUACAGAUCACUUUGAAGUUCAAGGAGUGAUGCUCCUUGGGUCUGCUUCUAUGGUUGAAAAGGAAAAUGCAGAAGCUACAGUAGUCAAUGAAGCAAGCGCCGAAGGUAAAGUAGGCGAUGAAGGAAGCUCUGAAGCUAAAAUAGGCAAUGAAGGAAGCUCUGAAGCUAAAAUAGGCAAUGAAGGAAACUCUGAAGCUAAAGUAACCAAUGAAGGAAGCUCUGAAGGUAAUAUAGCAAAUGAAGGAGGCUCUGAAGCUAAAAUAGCCAAUCAAGCAAGAUCUGAAGGUAAAAUAGCGAAUGAAGGAAGCUCUGAAGCUAACAUAGCAUAUGAAGCAGGCCCAGCUCUUCCUGUUAGGUCUUCUGAACAGGACACUGCUCCUUGUCCUGUUACUGGAACUGAAAAACAAGAUUUUUCUGAUACAUCAAGACAACGGUUGUACAAGACAGUAAGCAGUUGUGUUACCACUGCUUCUGCAAGGAUGGGUAAACCUCAAGAGACACCUAGUGAUAAGGUUGAUCAGGAAUGUGCAAAAGAAGUUGGUGUGACACCAGUUCUCUGUGAAUCAAUAGAGAACCAGGGUGAUAAACUUGCCGUUUCUCUUACCAAGGACGACGAAGAGGCAAUACAAGAGUACCAUGACAAGUCAUCCACAAAAAUAUCAGUUUCCUUGCAUGGCAAAGCUAGUAGUGAACUUCUGGUGAACGUUAGAGUUACCCUAUCUUAUGAUAAGAGAUUGUUGAAUUUAAUAUGUGCAAAUUAUGUGUUAGCUGCUUUUAUUUGUGAUGAUUUAUCUUCAAAUGAAGGUUCCAAAUCUUCUUUUCCUGAUUCCUGCACCAAGUUGCAUGAAACUGGAAGCAGUCCUGUCAACCAUACUGGUAAUGUAUCUGUUAAAUUUCAAAGCCAACCUGAAACUGAAAAGGAUGUGAAUCAAGUUAAGGCUUCUGUUCAUCUGAACCCUUCAAUUUCUGAGUGCAUAAAUAAGGAUGCAUUGAACGUGUCUACUGAUCAUGAUCCUAAGGUGAAUGAUGCAUCUAAAGAAGAGGGAAGCUUAGCUCAUGUGGCAAAUUUGUCCAAAAAAGAUGUUUCAGGAAAGACUGCCAAAGGAACAUAUUCUGGUAAGAGGCAACGAGCUGCAGCGAACAAAGCUUCAAUGGAGUCUCCACUGACUUCUGUAGUAGGUACUCCUAAAACCAAAGUAGUUGGAAAUAUCUCCCUUGGGAGUCCACAAAUAUCUGAUGGUGUUAUAGCACAUGGUCUUUCUCAAGGAACACCAGAACGCAAACCUAGGCGAACCUCCAAUAAGACAAGUGGAAAGGAAAUUUCUAGGAAAGGAAAUAAAGGUAAAACUCCAGGAAGACAGUCAGAAAGAGGGGAGAGAUCAACUACCGUCUCUUUGAGCCCGUCACCUGUUUUCCAGGUGAUGCAAUUGAAUGAGGUGCAGCAGUAUGGGCAUGUUGAUUCUCCUUUCAUGGAUAUUCAGCAAAUACAAUUGCGUGCCCAGAUAUUUGUCUAUGGGGCUUUGAUUCAAGGCACUGUACCUGAUGAGGCAUAUAUGAUAUCAGCUUUUGGGGGCCCAGAUGGUGGAAGGAGCAUUUGGCAGAAUGCCUGGUCUUCCUGCAUGGAGAGGCAGCAUGGUAAAAAAUCUCAUCCUAUGAAUCCAGAAACACCUCUGCAAUCAAGAUCUGGUCCAAGAAAUACUGAUGUAGCAGUUAAGCAAAAUGCCCUUCAGGGUAUCUCUUCUCCUCUUGGCCGAGCCAGCAGCAAGGCUACUCCGACAAUUGCUAACCCAUUAAUACCCCUUUCAUCUCCCCUUUGGAGUUUGCCAACUCCUUCUUGUGAUUCCCUUCAAAGUGCCCUUGCAAGAGGCUCUGUUGUGGAUUAUUCACAGGCACUUACUUCUUUCCAUUAUCAAACCCCACCUGUCAGAAACUUUCUUGGACACAACACAUCUUGGUUAACCCAAACCCCCCUUCGUGGAUCAUGGAAUCCAAUUCCUGUCCCUGAUAACAACAGUUCCCAUAUUUCUGGAUCACUUCUAACAGAUACAAUUCAGUUCAAUCCCGUCAAAGGAUCUUCUGUUCCUCCAAGUGUAAAAAAUGCUUCUCCUGGUCUGACAGCUUCUUCUAGUGCAGGCCUCUUUAUAGCAACUACCCCUCUGCAUGAUACAAACAAUGUGACAGUAUUGAAUGCUCAGCAUUCUUCAGAUCAAAAACCCAAAAAAAGAAAAAAAGGUAUGGUGUCUGAGGAUCUUGGCCAGAAAGCUGUGCAUUUGCAGUCUCAAGUAGUACCAAUUGCUGUUGGGAGUGUGCCCAUAACUACUGUUGAAAAGUCAGUUGUGUCUCUUACUCCUCCAUCUCUUGCUGAUCAGCUCAAAAGUGACUGGAACGUUAAGAAGAGGAUUCUGUCAGAUGAGUCUCUUACAAAGAUUAAGGAGGCAAGGGAAAAUGCUGAGGAAGCUUCUGCUCUUUCUGCUGCUGCUGUGAAUCAUAGCCUGGAGAUAUGGAAACAGUUAGAUAAACAAAAAAAUUCUGGAUUGGUGUCAGAUAUUGAGGCCAAAUUAGCUUCUGCUGCAGUAGCAGUUGCUGCUGCUGCUGCUGUUGCAAAGGCAGCAGCUGCUGCUGCCAAUGUUGCAUCAAAUGCUGCAUUGCAAGCAAAAUUAAUAGCUGAUGAAGCAUUAUUCUCAUCUGGUUAUGAGAGUGCUUGCCAAAUUUCUUGUUCAGAGGGUAUGAGUAACUUGGGAAAAGCAACCCCUGCGUCCAUUUUGAAGGGUACUAUUGGAACCAAUAGCUCUAGUUCUAUCAUCGGAGCUGCAAAGGAAGCUGCAAGGAGGAGAGUGGAAGCUGCUUCAGCUGCCAGAAAACGAGCUGAAAAUAUGGAUGCUAUUGUGAAGGCUGCUGAGCUGGCAGCAGAGGCUGUAUCCCAGGCUGGAAAGAUUGUAACUAUGGGUGAUCCUUUGGCAUUAAAUAACAUAGUAGAAGCUGGUCUAGAGGGUUGUUGGAAUGCAGCCCGAGAAUCCACUCAGCAAGUUGGCUUGUUGAAAGACAUGACCUGUGGUCUAUUGAGAGCGGACAAUAUUGGAGACAGACUCGAAACUUCUCAGAUAUGUGAUAGAGCUCAUGAAAUGGGGAAGAACACUGCUGCAAGUGAGAAGUCACCCUUUCAUACAGUGCAUAGUGAGAUAUCUCAGGACCAUAUGAAAUGUAUUGAAAGCAUUUCUUCUGUUAUUAAUAUCAACGAAAAUAGUUCAAAAGGACCAAAUCUAGUCAAUCCCAUUGAUGUGCUUCCCGAAUCAGAAAUUGAAAUACUGGCUACUUCCAUAGCUGGUAAUAGACCUCAAGAUCUAGAGGAAGAUAACAUCAAGGAGGGCUCACCUGUAGAGGUUUUCAAAGAAGGAGAAGCAUAUCGAGCCGCAUGGUACAAGGCCAAAGUAUUAAGUGUAAAGGAUGGUAAAGCUUAUCUAAGCUACGAUUCACUUUUAGAUGAUCAAGGUGUGGGGCCUUUGAUGGAAUGGAUUUCACUUGAAGGUGAAGAGGACAAACCUCCCAGAAUACGCAUUGCUAGUCAUAUAACUGGUUUGCGUAAUGAAGGAACAAGGAAGAGACAGAGGGCAGCUAUGGUAGAUUAUACUUGGUCUGUUGGGGAUAGGGUUGAUGCAUGGGUAGAAGACAGCUGGCAGGAAGGUGUUAUCACAGAACAGAACAAGAAAGACAAAACUAUAACUGUUCACUUCCCAGGCAUCGGAGAAACAUCACUUUUCAGAGCCUGGCAUCUACGUCAAUCUUUUAUUUGGAAAGAUGGGAAAUGGAUUGAGGUUCCCAAGGUUGUGGCAAAUGACAGUUUUACGCAUGAGGGUGAUACGCCUCGUGAAAAACGACCUAAGUUAGGUAGUCCUGCAAUAGAAAUAAAAGGUAAGGAGAGGAUUCCAAAAGGAACUAAUGUCGUGGAGUCAGCAAAUCCUGGCGAGUUGAGGUUACUGGAUUUGACUGAAAAUGAUAAAGUGUUCAAUAUUGGUAAGAACAGCAAGAAUGAAAAUAAAUCUGAUGCACAAAGAAUGGUGAGGGUGAGGACUGAUCACCAAAAAGAAGGAUCAAGAGCGAUUAUUGGUGUUCCUAAACCUGGGAAGAAAAGGAAAUUUAUGGAAGUAAGCAAGCAUUACGUUGCUGAUGGGACAGGUAAGAUCAACGAUGGAAAUGAUUCAGUUAAGCUUUCAAAUUUCCUUGUAACUCAAGGUACAGGAUCACGUGGAUGGAAAAAUACCUCAAAAAAUGAUACCAAGGAAAAAUUAGGAGCUGGCUCCAGGCCCGCCUUCAAGUCUGGAAAACCGCAGAGUGUUUCUGGUAGUAGAGUGAUCCCACCGAAAGAAAACACAUUAUCAAACUCUCGUACUAAUGAUAUGACAAGUCGUGCAGAAAGGAUCAAGGAUUCGUCCAGUCAUUUUAAAAAUGUCUCUCAGAGUGAAAAUCAGGUAGAAAAAGUGUCCUAUUCUGGAAACACUGGAGCUGGGGUUGGACCAAUUUUAUAUUCGUCCCUUGCGUCUACAACUGAUUCUCAUCCUCCUAAAAAAACAUCAACAUCAAGGGCAAGUAAAGGAAAACUUGCGCCUGCUGGUGGUGGAAGGUUGGGUAAGAUUGACGAGGAAAAAGCGUUCAAUGGAAAUCAAGUCAAGUCAACAUCUGAAAUCGCUGAGCCUCGUAGGUCCAAUCGAAGGAUUCAGCCAACAUCAAGACUAUUAGAAGGAUUGCAGAGCUCUUUAAUCGUCGCAAAGAUUCCCUCUGUUUCACAUGAAAAGGGUCACAAAAACCAUAAUCGGAAUACUUCUAGGGGGUGA